AUGACCGACGAACCAACGCUUUCCGUGGAAGACACGCUUGCUGCCCUCAGGGCCGUCGGCGAAGCCACACGUUUGCGUCUUAUCGCAUUGCUGGCCGAAAGCGAGCUGACCGUGAAAGAUGCGACAGCGAUCCUCGGACAGAGCCAGCCGCGCAUCUCACGCCAUUUGAAACUUCUUGCCGAAGCGGAUCUGAUACAGCGAUUUCCUGAAGGGUCGUGGGUGUACUAUCGCCUGGCGGAUGGCCCUGAAGGUGAACUUGCGAGGGGACUGGUUGAACGUAUUUCCAGAGAAGAUCCCGUUCUUGCCGCUGAUCAGGAACGUUUCCGGGCCAUUCGCAAGGCCAAGGCGGAGGAGGCUGCUUCCUACUUCGCCGCACGUGCGCUCACCUGGGACAGGGAACGCUCCCUGCACGUUUCGGAAGAUGACGUGGAAACAGCCAUGCAAUCAGCGCUCGGGGAUACGCCGUUCCAGUCGUUUCUGGAUCUGGGAACGGGUACGGGCCGGCUGCUGGAAGUCUUUUCGGAACAGUAUUCCUCGGCGCUUGGCAUUGAUGCGUCGCACGACAUGCUGGCGGUGGCACGGGCAAAUCUGGCAAAAUCAAAACUUGGCAACGCACAGGUACGCCAUGGUGACGUCUAUGCCCUGAAUGUACCACCGCGGUCUUUCGACGUUGUCGCGAUCCAUCAGGUUCUGCACUUUCUCGAUGAACCGGCGCGGGCACUUGCCGAAGCUGCACGUGCCCUGCGGCCCGGCGGCCGCCUCAUGAUCAUCGACUUCGCACCGCAUGAACUGGAGUUUCUGCGCGACAACCAUGCCCACCGCCGGCUCGGCUUUGCCCAUGACCAGAUGGAGCGCUGGCUGGAGGCUCUUGAACUCGAUCUGGAACAGGUCACCGACCUGGUUCCGGGAGACGACACAGAAAACAACCUAACCGUUACGCUUUGGCUUGCCCGGGAUCGACGCAUCGUCACCGAUUGGCCCGCGCGCGACACGUCCCGAGAGGCCGCUCUAUCGCCAAUUACGGCGUCCUUUGAGUUCUUCCCUCCGAAGUCCGACAAGAUGGCUGAAACGCUCUGGGGCACGGUCAAGCGGCUGAAGCCGCUCAGCCCGUCCUUUGUUUCCGUAACCUACGGCGCAGGUGGUUCGACGCGGGAGCGGACCCACAAGACAGUCGAGCGCAUCCUGGGGGAAACUGACCUCAGCCCUGCUGCCCAUCUCACAUGCGUCGGCGCGUCUCGCGAAGAAGUCGAUGCCAUCAUCGAGGACUACUGGAAACUGGGUGUGCGCAAUCUGGUUGCACUGCGCGGGGAUCCGCUGGAAGGUAUCGGCAGUCGCUAUGUGCCCCGGGAGGAUGGCUAUGCCUAUGCUUCCGAUCUUGUGGCCGGGAUCAAGAAAAUUGCCGAUUUCGAUAUUUCCGUUUCCGGAUAUCCUGAAAAACACCCUGAAAGCGGCAGCUGGCAGAGUGAAAUAGACAACUUGAAACGCAAGGUUGAUGCGGGUGCGGACCGGAUCAUUACCCAGUAUUUCUUCGACAAUGACAUGUUCGAUGAUUAUCUGGAUCGGAUCGCAGCGGCCGGGAUCAACGUCCCGGUGAUUCCCGGCAUUCUGCCGAUCCACAAUUUCGAGCAGACCAUGGUGUUCUCGGCCAAAUGCGGAACCAGCAUUCCGUCAUGGCUCGCCCGCAGGUUUGCCGGCCUUCACAACGACCCGGAAACACGGAAACUCGUUGGCGUGGCGAUUGCCUGUGAACAGGUCAUGGAUCUGGUCGACCGAGGUAUCAACGACUUCCAUUUCUACACCAUGAACAGGGCUGAUCUGACCUACGCGAUCUGCCACAUGCUCGGCAUGGGACAGCAGGCACCGGAGAACAUGGCAGCCUGA
Effrenium voratum is the source of this 1881-nucleotide messenger RNA. Lineage: Eukaryota; Dinophyceae; Suessiales; Symbiodiniaceae. The record is from the annotation of a GenBank genome assembly.